GCGGCGGGAGAGGCGAGGAGGCGCUGCGUGGAGGCGCCGCCGCCCGGCUGGGAGAAGCGGCCGCUCCCCGGCCCCGCUCCGAGGUUUGAACGGGAGCUGCUCCAAAUCUGAGGCCAGAACAAUAGCUAUGGAGGAAAUUAGUCAUGGAAGGAUCUGAGGAGGAAGGAGCAUGUUUUUAUCAGCAAUGGAAGAACUUCCCAAUACCCAGUGGUCUCACUAAAGAUAAUUUAGGUAGUACUGAACAGCGGCGGUUUACACCUUUGCAUUGUUUCCAUCUGGAUACCGAAGACUUACAGAAGACUUUUUAUUUCUUCUUAACUAGACAUGUUGCUAAAAAAGUUGGAAGGUUCUGUUCUGAUGUGUAUUGAGGAUAUUGUGUACGUUUUUGGAUGGGUUUAGAUACCUAAAUAUAUGGCAUCAAAAAUGACACAGGACCAUUUUAUGUCUGAGAUAUCUGCAUAGGGCUGGCAGAUACAACCCAGGCCAUACCAAUGGCUCAGUCUUUCAGCAGUUGCCACUGUAGCCCGACGGGAACUCCCUAGGAAGUCUAAGAAGGCACUAGAUAUCAGAGUUUGGGUGACUACCAUUUUGAUGUUACUGUUUUAAUGCUUCUGUGAUUCGGUGUUUCAGAUAACUGCAAACAGCUUUUUUAGCUGUCAUGAAUGUUUCUGAUGAAACUUUUGUGUAAGACUACAUUCUAAGAGCUAGUUAAUGAAGGUCAUUUGACAGUUUAUUUUACCUGACUUAUUAUUUUGCCAGUGUGUAUUUCCUAGCUUAUACAGAUAAAGCCAGCAAGAAGUCAGUUGUUUUACCAGUCUUCCCUCUCCUAAAAUCCUCCCCUGAAAACCAAAGAGAAAAUCAGAAAGAAGAACCUAGUCUGACUCCUCUUAGGUUAAUUUGGUGUCAGUCAGUUGUUCAGAGGAAGAAAGCGUGAGGGUGUUCAAGGACUGAUGUUCAGUCAGGGAAAAAAAAAACUGGAACAUAUUCGGCAUAGCUUAGAGAACAAGCUUAUGUAGCUUAUAUAGCAACAUAACUGGAACAUGCUCAUAGCAAGCUGAGGAUUUACACCAAAGCUGUAACUGUGCAUUGUGAAAAUAUGUGUUCUUAAACUAUAUGCUUAUGUCUUUAGUUACUUUAAGUUAAUUUGAAAAUGAAAGGUACUAUCCAGCAAUGUAUCUUAAGAGGCUAAAUUCUUAAGUUCCUGAUAAAGAUGCUUCUAUAGUAAGAUCUCACCUUUUAUACGUUUAACAAAGGACUUAAUAGAAGGGUGGCCAUCUCAGGUAAUCAAUAGAAAGACAUUUUUAGGAUAUGGAAGAAUCUCUUAGAAUAUCUACUUUGGGUUAAGAUGAAUCACAGCCUACAAAUGCCUAUUUCUCUCCAGUGACUAUAAAGAGAGAGGGGGAGUAGGGUGACUCAUUGAGAUGUGGUUGUUUAUAUUUGGCCACAUAUAUUUCAAGCUAAGCACAUAAGGCUACAUCCAGAGGCAGCUCGGCUCUGCGGUGCACCCAGGAUACAUGUCUCAAAUGUUCAGCUAUAAAACCUGGUUGGAGUGUGCUGCAGCUUCUUCUGGCUGGCAUGUUCAUUACCUGUCCCAACUGCAACCACCGUGAGAAGGAAGGGUGCAUGCAUACUCAAUUUUCUUCCUGAUGGGGUGUGGUGUCAUCCCAAAAUAAAAGUCAGGAUGCAGGCAGGGUGUGAGCCUGAACCCAUGCAUUUGGAUCUCAUAAUAUAGACAUGGCUUAAAUUCCCUGUGCAACCAGUGGGUGGAGAAAGGAGAUUGAGAAGGCCUCCAGAAGUCACCUCAGGUUUGGUAAGGUGAAUCCUAACUUCUGACUUUGAAUUAAAGUGUUUGCUUCUGUCUUUCUGUUUCAUAUUUCUCUCGGCAUAGAUGGUGAAACUAGAACAGUCUGUUUUCUUGUCUGUGUUUGAUCAAUUUCAAGGUUUUCUAGGUUAGGAGGAAGUUGGGAUGUCUAGGUACUAGAAAGUUAAAGCAUUUGAAAUCCCGGACUUACAGUUCUUAUAAGCACAUUUUUAAAAAACAAAUUGGAUCUAGCAGCAUCCUUUCAGAACAUCAUGCCUAAUUGUGGUCAGUAACUUGAAUUUUGGCAGUGCUGGAGAUCUUAUUUUUGUAACUUAGAAGGAUUUCUACCAUCGCUUCAGCCCCACUAUCUCAGAAAUAGUGAGGGAUUUUGCAAAGGCUGGCAUCAGUAGCAUUGUGCAUGAAUAGGGCUAGGUGUCUAGAUUUAAACUCUUGGCAGCUGCCUUGAAUUUUCUUUCUGCUGUCAUUCAGACCAUAGCUUGAAUUUUGCUGGUAGUAGCAGUUGUGGGAAGUUACUAGGGGAAGAGUCUAUUACUGACACAAGAAAUAGUUUUGAAGUUCUUUUCCCCAUUGCUGAACUUACCGAAAUGUCACUGUUGCCACAGGUCAUUUAUGCAGGGCUGAAAAUCAUCUUUCUGCUGUACUCAAUAUCAUGUAAGUUGCUUGGCGCUUUAAAUGCUAGUGAUAUCUAUAGUCCAUACUUGCAUAACUCUGUUUAAAUCAAGAAGUUUUGUUGUUUCAAGGAUUAGAUCUAAUAGCUAUCAUUCAAGAGUAAAGAAGGCAAAAAGAAAAAUGUACGUUUUGCUCAUUCCAGUUUACUGCUACAUUAUUACUUCCAAAGUUGUCCAAUUUUCUGCAAAAGUUAUAUCUACAACCUUCAGAAAAUUGUGUGUAAGACUCACCUUCAGCAGUGUUUUUACCUUGAAUCAUUAAUUACAGGAAGCUCUCAAACAGAGCAGAUGGCAUUUCUAUGUUCAGAAUGUACCUUUAUUUGUUUUUCUUCUCUCAGUUUGACAUCUGAGUUUCUCUGCUUCUGUAAGAUUUUGUCAUAUUGCAAUUGAAUAUAUAGUAGAAUGUAUAAGGAGGCCUGAAAAAUGAAAUCCUGUCCCUUUUCUUUGUAACUAAUGUGGAAAAUGCAUGAUUGGAUGGGCACAUCUCAACUUCAGAUCAGUCACUCUGGAACUCCUUGCUUAAUGUACAGCGCAGGUAUUUUUAAGUAUAUUUUUUUUCCUUCAGUCCAUGAACUCAUGCCUUACUUGCUGCAUGCUACUCAAACACCAUUUUUUUUAGGAAGAUUAUGUAUUUUCUCUUGAGCUUUUUGAUGGGGCUUAGCUGAGGGGCUGACACAUACGACCAUUUAUUUUCAGCACACCUUAAUGAUUUGAGAGGAUUCUGAUAAUUUGACAAGGGAGGAACUAAAAUAUAAUCAUCUGUACGAGGAACCAUGUGAGCACGUAGCUGCUGGUUUUGCUUACAUAGUUUAAGAGGAUCACCACAGAAUGGUUUGGGUUGGAAGGGAUCUUAAAGACCAUCUAGUCCCAACCCCCCUGCCAUGGGCAGGGACACCUCCCACCAGACCAGGUUGCCCAAAGCCCCAUCCAGCCUGGCCUUGAGCACCUCCAGGGGUGGGGCAUCCACUGCUUCUCUGGACAGCCUGUGUUACUGCCUCAACACCCUCUGAGUGAAGAAUUUCUCCUGAAAUCUAAUCUAAAUCUACCCUCUUUUAGUUUAAAGCCAUUCCCCCUUGACCCAUUGCCAGACUCCCUGACAAAGAGUCCCUCUCCAGCUUUCCUGUAGGCUUCUUUAGGUACUGGAAGGCCGCUGUAAGGUCUUCCCGGACCUCUUCUCCAGGCUGAACAACCUCAGCUCCCUCAGCCUGUCUCUUGCUCAGAGCUGUUGCUCAGCGUGGGCCUGGUUUGUUCCUAUAGCACAGCCUGUCCCACACCUGGAAACGGUGGCAUGGUCAACGUGUCUGUGCUGCGGAGCAGUGCCGCUGAAAUAAAGCUGUGCAGGCAGUGGUGAAGCCCAGUGCUUCUGGGCUUUGUGCUGGUAACUCAUCUGGAUUUAGUUAUUUCUUUCUUUUUUUUUCUUUUUUUUUUUUUGAAGUAAUUUGGAAGUUUCAUUCUCAGAAGCAAACUAACCCCCCACCAAAGUUCUUGAUGUGUGUUGCCACGUUGGUUCAUUGAGAAAGGGGGACCGUGGCUGUGUGUCCUGCUGGACAGGAGAGGGCAGGGGACAGGGUGCUGGCACCAAGCUGAGCAACAUGGCUGGCCUGCCUUUCCACAGCGCAGGGCCAGCCCCUGUGUGGGCAGAAUGGUGGUGUCUGUGCUGCACAUCCUCAUCCUUGGACCCUGUGUGGUGCUGUGGGGCCACUGGGCUUCAUCAGUCUUUUGUCCUUCCCUUGGUAACAUCUCUCGGCUCCUGGCCAUGCUGGAUCCGCUGGUUCCCUGCGCUGGCUGCUCUCUCCAGCUCCUCAUCCUGCUGAGACACUCUGCUUCCUUGUUUUAACCUUUUGCUCAACCAGACCCAGGAUUCCCAGGCUCUGGCUCUUGCUUCUCUUCCUCCCCUUCCUCUAAUUGAGACCUCUCCUCUCCUGCCCAGCUUCAUGCCAUGUUUUGGUCCCCUUGACCUUUCUCACACCCUACUGUGGUGCUGUAUGAAGAGUCUGUCUCCUGCACAUCCGUGGGGCAUCAGCCGAAGGGUCACGAAAGCAACAGGCGAGGUUGUCUUCCUGCUGUCACUUCCAAUGUCUGGUCUUUGGCAGAUGGGAGCAGCAGUUACAGGGGAAAUCCUGCUAAUCUCCUGUAACUUGAGCCCAUUACAUGCUCAGUCGCACUGUGGGGUUGGUGCCUUUCCAGCCACGUACGGAGGAGGUGGUGGAUGCUUGCUGCAGAACAUUUUCUGUGAUUUACGUUGCAGAGCUCAAAAGAAAAAUCGGAAGGUGUAUCAGCUGAAUUCUGGUAGGUCCUAGAGCUCUGUGUGAUACAAAGGUGUUUUCAUAAGAAUAGCAAAAUAGCUAUUCUUAUUUUCAUAAGAAUAGCCUUUAAAAAUUAAAGUAAAUAAAUAACAAAGUAAAUACUAAAGUGAGGGAUCAGCACUGUGCCAAAUUUCAAGACAGCCCUGUCAAGGGCGAGUGGGGGGAGCAGAGUUCCCCAGUUCAGUCGGUUGUGAGAACGGCAGAGCAACGUGUUUUUGUCUAGCCUGUCUCAGAAAUGGGCAAACUGCGUUUUGGCAGACAAAUAAAUAAAUCCUGCAGCAGAUGUCCAGCAUGGAAAAUUUUAACACAGGCAGUUUGAGUUUGACAGAAUCAGAGGAACGUGGAAAAUACCAACGAGAUGCACCAGGCCACCUCGAUAAUAGAUGGAGCAGGCCAGCUGUAUGACCCGUCUCUGGGGUUCUUCUGAGACUCUUCAGUACCAAUUAUUUAGGGUUUUUUGUUGUUGUUAAAAGCACAGAAUGGAAGGGGUGAUUCAGCAGAGAGGGAGGGCUGCCUUGUAGGAGUCUCCUAGGCUGGAGCCAGCAGAAACUUGAACUUGAAGGAGGGGGAGCUGCGAAGGGACGGAGGAGAGGAGUGCGUCACGGUCAGACGGUGGGGACACCGGUGGCAGUGGGCCAGGGGGCUGAGCCAGGGGGUGGUGCUGGUGCCAGGGAGGGGGAGACCCUAAUAAAUUGGAUGGGAGGUGAUGAAGCCCGAAGGAGAGUGUUUGCUUGCAGGAUGGCAGGGUAAUGGAUUUUGGAAAGCGUCAUUUCUAAUAUGCAAAACAGGCGAUAGGAAACAAUGGGACCUUGGGACGGAACUGCCAGUUGAAUGAGGGCUUUGUUUUCCUCUUGUCUAUUCAUAUUUUUAAAGGUUUAGUGGAAUUUAAAUAGAUUUUACACAUUUUUAUAUAAUGGAUUGAAUUGCAUAAACUGCUGUCUAAAGUAGUAUUGCACUGCAAUCUUUAUCCCCUUCUGGAUAAAGAUUGACUUUCUGGUUAAGCUCAUUUUUGUAUUUUUUUCUUAAUUGCAACUCUUGUUCGAUAAUCCUUUGCUGCCUUGCUCUCUUAUUUAAAACUCCAGCAAAAAUUGUGAGCAAAUUGACUGACAGCAGACCUUGUGUAACGAGCGUAUCGAUCUGCCCACAGUUUGGCUUGAAAAUGGCAACUGGUUUCAUAGUCCUUACGCCUGAACCUCAAUGCUAACGAACAUCAGUUGUGAGCAUGUACCACAGUUUGGCGGCUGCUUAUGUGUUUUUUCUGCCAAGGGUAUUAAAACGUCAUCAGAUAGAUCGUGUCUUUGUCGAGGAGCAUCCCAUACCUGUGGUCCAUGACAAUUGGUCUCAAAUAUUAUCAAAGUGAUUGUGUGUAUGUCGCUGUUAAAUGCAAACACUGCACAGUAGGGGUGUGCAGAAUUAAAACGAGAACAUCACAGUCUGAAUCGGAGUGCGUGUUGGCUGCACGUUAAAAUAAGGGGCGGAUUAUUUGCCUUGAGAUGCACGGCAAACCUUUGCAAACAAAACGGCAUCGCUGCAGUUCUACGAUUUCACCAGUGCUGUCUGUGCACGCCUUUAUGCCCAGCAAAAGCUCCUAAAACCCUCGUGCCAAAACGUCGCCGAGCUGUCGCGGCGAUGGAGGGGAAGGGAGUCGCUUGCGUUCGCCGCGUGUGGUGUUUCACGGCGGGGAUCGCUUUACCUCCUCGCCAGCAGAACUCCUUUCCUGGGCGAGGGAGAUUCCCGGUUCAUCAGUGUGGACGCACUGUUUUUACACGUUGGGAGCGCUGUGUUGCCGUGUCAAUCACCCCGACACCGUCGGUGCGAGAGCGGCAGGCCUGACGAUGCGGGGUGUGAUUGGCUGCCAUAUGCUGGGAGGGCUCAGGCAGGAGGAAGGGCCGCAGUCCUUCAGCAACAGAGUUUAGGCUGUGUCUUUGCUUCAUCAUCUGAGGGAAAAAUCCCCCCGAUAAGGCACAGGGCUUCCCGAGAGCCAAAAAAAAAAAAAAAAAAAAAAAAGGCGGGGGGGGGGGGGCGGGGGACUGCUAAGCGUUUUGUGCGAAAAUUAUUCAUCGCAAUGAUGGAACGGGAAAGGUGCGGCUGUUUGUUGGUAGCAGAGGUUUCUGUUCCCGUUGGAAAUGUGCUGAAUAGACAGAGCUGAACAAGGUCAGUGAUUUAAAAAGUGCCUUUGUGAAGUCACUUUUAUGAGAGAGGACUGCUACGCCUGUGUUUUCAAAAUACUGUCUUUGCCAGCUAGACGUUGCCUUGACCUUACCCGUGGCAGAAGAUACCUCAACUGUCUUGAUUUGCCAAUUAAUUGAUGGGAAACUGAACUCACCGUAAAAACAGGAAGAAGAAUUAUUAUUAGUGGGACACGAACAAAUGACUGCAUUGCUUUUCUUGUGUAAUCAAUACCAGCAAGCGACCUGCAGCAAGCUAGUAUUCCAUCAAGGAGUGCCAUUGCAUUGAAGGACCUGUGCUUGAAACUGGUGCAUCAGUGAUACAAUCAGCAGACCCACACGUUUUACGGACAGAAAUGCUACUGAGCAUGGUCAUUUGCAGCCAAAAGUCUACAAGUGGGACUUAAUGAUUGAUGAGUGACUGCUUGCUGAUAAACUUUCUCUGUUUAUUCUGUGUUGUGUGAGUCGGACAUCAUUAAUCGUCCCCCACUUUAUUUUUUUUACCUUUCUUUUCAAUCGGAAUUUUUUUUUGGUGUUUUUUUUUUCCUCCCCCUCCUUUCAUCAGUAGUUUUGGAAAUUUCUUUGGCAUAAUUCACGUGACAGCAGUUUACAAGUUCUAAUUCAGCUUUUCAUCAUGGCUUUGAAUGUUGCUCCGGUAAGAGAUACAAAAUGGCUAACGUUAGAAGUGUGCAGGCAGUUUCAGAGGGGAACUUGUUCACGCUCUGAUGAAGAAUGCAAAUUUGCACAUCCCCCUAAAAGUUGCCAGGUUGAAAAUGGAAGAGUUAUUGCCUGCUUUGAUUCCUUAAAGGGUCGUUGUACAAGGGAGAACUGCAAGUACCUUCAUCCACCAACGCAUUUAAAAACUCAACUGGAAAUCAAUGGCAGGAACAACUUAAUCCAACAAAAAACUGCAGCAGCAAUGCUUGCCCAGCAAAUGCAGUUUAUGUUUCCAGGAACACCACUACAGCCAGUGCCCACAUUUCCAGUGGGUCCCACAAUAGGAACGAACACGGCUAUUAGCUUUGCUCCUUACCUAACGCCAGUAACACCAGGAGUUGGCUUAGUCCCGACCGAGAUCCUACCCACGCCGCCUGUCAUUGUUCCUGGAAGUCCACCGGUUUCAGUCCCUGGUUCAACUGCUACUCAGAAACUCCUCAGGACUGAUAAACUGGAGGUGUGCAGGGAGUUCCAGCGGGGCAACUGUGCGCGUGGAGAGACUGAUUGCCGCUUUGCACAUCCGGCAGACAGCACAAUGAUUGACACAAACGACAACACCGUAACCGUGUGUAUGGAUUACAUAAAAGGUCGUUGCAUGAGGGAGAAAUGCAAGUAUUUUCACCCUCCUGCACAUUUGCAGGCCAAAAUCAAAGCGGCGCAACACCAAGCCAACCAGGCUGCGGUGGCAGCCCAGGCAGCUGCGGCAGCUGCGACUGUGAUGACUCAGUCGACUGCCAAAGCAAUGAAGCGACCUCUCGAAGCAACUGUAGACCUGGCCUUUCCUCCUGGUGUUCUUCACCCUUUACCAAAGAGACAAGCACUUGAAAAAAGCAAUGGUGCCAGUGCCGUUUUCAAUCCCAGUGUCUUGCACUACCAACAGGCUCUUGCCAAUGCUCAGUUGCAGCAACAUGCAGCGUUUAUCCCGACAGUACCCAUGAUGCACAACGCUACGGCCGCCACUGUCUCUGCAGCAACAACUCCUGCAACAAGUGUUCCCUUCGCCGCAACAGCCACAGCAAAUCAGAUAAUCCUGAAGUAAUCAGCAGGAAUGGGACGGAGUGUCAAGAAGCCUCCCUGCGGAUGGCCAAGCACGGCUACUGUACAUACUAUCCUGUCUCCUCCUCUCUAGAAUUGCCACAAACUGCAUGCUAAGUAAAGAAUUUGUUCUUACGGACAAAUCACAAACUCUAAAAAGCUAGUGCUGCUAUGUCAUAUAUGAAUAUUAAAUAUGGUAUGCUUACUAUACUCCGACCUAAAAUAGUUAACUACCUGAUACCAGCUGUGAUGUUUCAAGACAUAAAGGGUAACAUUUAGUUUUGAAGAUUUUUAAAAACAUAGUUUAAUUCUUGCAAAUAUUGUCUUUUCUCCAUAACUAUACCUAAUGGAAAUGGUCCAAUUAAGUUAGUCUUGGGAGAUUCAGUGUUCAUGAAUCUUUCAAGCUCAGCAAUAAUUAAUUUGUAUUGGCUAAAAACUUAUGCCAGUUGCAGGUUUGAUUUUAACCCAAAUUACGAUUGGGGUUUUUCUUCUUGGUUAAAAAAUCUUGGUUUUGCUCCCGCAGCAAGUUAACUCCAAGACAAAGGAAGUGAAACAAAGCCCGGUAUCCUGCACAUCACCCUGCCAGUCUAAAAUUUUUAGCCAGAAAUCCAAAGUAAAGCACAAAUUCUUUAGAUGCACAUAGUUGGUGUUUGACUUGUAUGGAGAAGUUGCAUUUGAGUCAUAGCAGAAUAGCAGAAAAAAAAAAGUUAAAAAUUUUGCACAGUAUGAACUUCAUACCCCUUUCAAUCCCCAAAAGAACAAAGUCUUGAAAAUAUUAUUUUACAAGUAUAUUUAUAAUGUUUUUAAAAGAAACUUUGCAGAAGUGCCUAAAUUUUGUCACAUCAGACUUGAUGAAAGUGAGCCUGAUGCCAACAGUCAAUCUUACCAGAAGCGAAUAAUUUCUCAAACUCAUAGUCACAUUACCAAAAAGAUCCAAGCUCUUAAGAAGUAACUUCUAUAAAUGUAAAAAUCAAAUGAAAAGACCAAACUAACAAAAGAAAAGGAGAAGAAGGAUGUAGGUGAAGAGAUUUGUAUGAUACUCUAAUUUAAUUAAAAUUCAGUUUAGUCACUGAGACUUCAUAAGUGACUUUAAUCUAGGUUAUUAACUGAACACUAAGAAUGUAGAAUGAGAUUCAGUUUAAUAAAUCAUUACUGUAUUUGCAUUUUUUUUAAUUGGAUUAUAAGAUUGUAACCAGAUUAGAAUGGAGAAAAAAUAGUUCUUUUAAUUGUUUUUCUUUAAAAACAUAUUUUAUGUCACAAAAGUAUGAAGAUAUCUUUAAUACAAUUAUAUACAUAUUAUAUAUACAUACAUACAUAUAUAUGGAUGAAGCAGAUUUUAAUGUUGUUUACUUUUUUAAAUACUUUGUUGAUUUACAAGGUAAUUAUAUAUGUAUAAUUAAAAUUUCAUUUGUUUGAUUUGAGAUUUGUUUCAAGCACUAUUGUACCAAAUAUUUCAUAUUUCACAUUUUAUAUGUUGCACAUGUAUCACAGAAAUUACAUAGUUUUUAAAUUAUUGUUUAAAAAACAAGACAGCUGUUAUAAGUGGAUAUUAUGUAUAAUUGUUUGCAGCAUAAGUUUUCUAUGUGGACAUUAUUAGUGAUUGCAGUAUUUUAACUUAACCUCUUCAGAUUGAUUGUAAACUAUUUUAAACUUUGGCAGCACUGCCUGUUCUGAACGACUGAAGGCACUAACCAUAUAAUUAUUUGUCUUGGAAAUUAUCUUCCAGGCUAAAUCUUGUUUGUCCAAUGUCUAAUUACUAUCUAUUUAUAUAUAAAGCUGGAGAUUUGAUCAUCCGACAGAAAAAAAAUAAUCACAAUUCGAUUGUAAAAUUAACAUAGUGCUUGUAACGUUGCGUUAGUUUUAAUUUGUGGAAAAAUAAUGUAUCUUAACUUGUUACUUUAGCAGUUAAGGUAUCACCAUGAUAUACUAUUAAAACACUAAUAUUUGUAGACUUUCUCAGUCAUUAUAACUAGGUAGUUGACACUGCAACUUGCCUAUAUCUGUCAAAGUUGUUUUUAUUUUUUUAUAAUAGUUAAUUUAGGCAUUUGGGUAGCUUAUUGUACAAUACUAAAUGGUAAAUUAUCCAUGUUGUUUAAAUAUUUUAUGUAGAUAACUCUUCAAGACAUUGUUUUGUGUGAACUUUUUAUGUUUCAAAAUAACUGUUAUUCUAUGUUUUUUACAAUUAAUCCAAUACUACUAUUUUUUGCCCAUGGAUGACGAAGCUUCAGAUACAUCAGGUCUUUCAUCCAGAUAAACUGACAGACAAAAAGAGAAAAUGUAUUUUUAAUAAGAGAUCCACUUUCCGACUUUAUGACUUUGUAAUAUUCCUAAAAACUGUACAAGUACAAACCUAUGCUAACAGUAAGGAGGCAAUUACAGAGAUGUGCAAAUACGUGUACAACAGAUUCUGCAUUUUAUUUAUUUAUAAAGUAAUUUUAUAGACUAUUUCAAAAUUUGGGAAGAUCUAAAACUAUUUUUCUGUAUAAAUAUUAUUUGCCAAAACUUUGUUUAUAUUUUAAAAAAGUCUAAUGAAAAUGGUUAAAUUUUAAAUGCUUUGUUUAAUUAAAAAAAAAAAAAACACACAAAAAACACACAAAUAAACCCCCCUAAAAGAACCAUGAGAUGGGCCAACACAGAGACAGUGAAUACUGUAGCUGAGGCGUAGUUUCAAGUUACUUGAGAUGCCUCAGUGUUUAUUUUCUUCAAAUGAUACAGCACCUCACCAAAAUACCUUUUUGUUUGCCUCUCUCAUACAGUAUAAUUGACAACGCUUACAAUGAAUACUUCGGUAACUGUUGGAGAAACCCCUCCAUUUGCUCUUUUCCAGCAUAUAACUACUAGUGGUCUGUUAAAUAGCCAUUCUAUUUCUGUUGUGACGUUAAAUUCAUUCACCCAAUGUACAACCACUGAAAUAAAAAGAAGCAUUUUAAAGUGAAA
Cygnus atratus (black swan) is the source of this 11653-nucleotide messenger RNA. RefSeq names its product muscleblind like splicing regulator 2 (gene MBNL2). Bases 7599 to 8720 code for a protein of 373 amino acids. The transcript is spliced from 10 exons. The record is from RefSeq and is a predicted model, not a curated record. Gene Ontology annotation, molecular function: metal ion binding. NCBI's taxonomy places the organism in Eukaryota, Metazoa, Chordata, Aves, Anseriformes, Anatidae.